This is a messenger RNA of Antechinus flavipes (yellow-footed antechinus), 5001 nucleotides long. RefSeq lists its product as uncharacterized. Bases 210 to 4793 code for a protein of 1527 amino acids. The transcript is spliced from 64 exons. Lineage: Eukaryota; Metazoa; Chordata; Mammalia; Dasyuromorphia; Dasyuridae. The record is from RefSeq and is a predicted model, not a curated record.
CUCUGACACAUUGGAAGUCAAGGAAUAUACGUGGAGUUUCUUGGGACAAGUAUCGUUAUCCAUACAAAGGAACAACAUCCCAUUGGAAAUCAGGAAUACAAAACGCAAAUUCAGGAAAGAAGCAUCCUCGCAGAGGUCCUUGGACACCUGGGACAUCACGGGAUAUACAUGAAACUUCAUGGGAUAACUAUACUUACCCAUCAAUAGGUAUGCCAUCUCGUGACCCAUCAGAAGAACAAAACAGACAGCCACAAACGACAUAUACUUAUCCAACCACAGUUGCAGAUCCUUCGACACAUUGGGAGUCAAGUAAUGUACAUGGAACUGCUUGGAACAAGUAUCGUGAUCCAUCCAUAGCUACAACAUCACAUGACCCAUCAGAACAACAAAACAGACAGUCACAAACAACAUGUGCUUUCCCAACCACAGCUGCAGAUCCUUCGACACAUUGGGAGUCAAGGAAUCUACAUGAAAUUGCCUGGGAGAAGUAUCGUGACCCAUCCAAUUCUACAACAUCACACUGGAAAUCAGGAAUACGAAACAUCCAUUUUGGGAAGAAAUAUGCUUACUCACGCAAAGGUCCUUUAACUCCUUGGAAGUCACGGCAUGUCAUGGGAAUGUCUUGGGACAAGUACCGUUACCCAUUCAUGGGACCAGCAUCACGUCAGCCACCUGGAGAACAAUCAAAAAAACCAUACGCUUACCCAACCACAGGUCCUCUGACACAUUGGAAGUCAAGGAAUUUACAUGGAAUUUCAUGGAAUAAGUAUCGUUACCCAUCCAUAGGUCGUUUUACACAUUGGAAGUCAAGAAACUUACGUGGAAGUACAUGGAACAAGUAUCGUCACCCAUCCACAGAUACGACGUCACAAUGGAAAUCAGGGAUACAAAACAUACACCCAGGGAAAAAGUAUGCUUACUCGUGCAGAGGUUCUUCGACACAUUGGAAGGCACGACAUGUACAUGGAAUUGCCUGGGACAAGUAUCGUUACCCAUUCAUAAGCCCAACCUCACGUGAUCCUUCAGAACAAAACAGAAUAUCCAAGAGAAAAUGCGGUUACCCAAACACAGGUAUCAUAUCACUUUGGAAAUCAGGAAUACAUAAUACAAAUUCAAAGAAAAGUUAUGCUUACUCACGCAUAGGUUCUUGGACACCUUGGACAUCAACAGAUGUACAUAAAAUGUCAUGGGAUAAGUGUACCUACCCAUUCGUAGGGUCAACAUCACCGGGGCUCUCGGGACAACAAUACAAAAAACCCAAGAAAAAGUAUCCUUUCCUAACCGCAGGUCCUUUGACACAUUGGAAGUCACGAAAUGUACUUGGAAAUUCAUGGAGCAAGUAUAUUUACCCAUCUCUACGUCCUUUGACACCUUGGAAAUCAAGGAAUAUGCAAAGAAUUGCAUGGGACAAGUAUCGUUGCCCAUCCCUAGGGUCAACAUCACCUGGGCCCUUGCGAGAGCAACACAAAAAAUCGAAGAAAAAAUAUGCUUAUCCAGCCACAGGAGGUCCUUUGACACAUUGGAAGUCAAACAAUGUACAAGAAAUUUCAUGGGACAAGGAUAUUGAUCCAUCGAUAAGUCCAUUGACACCUUGGAAGUCAAGAAACUUACAUGAAAUUUCAUGGGACAAAUAUAUUUACCCCUCCAUAAAUCCUCUGAUGCCUUGGAAGUCAAGGAACAUGCAAUCAAUUUCAUGGGACAAGUAUAAUUACCCUUCCAUAGGGCCAACAACAUCUGGGUCCUCAUACGAAUAUCAUGGAAAAUCAAAGAAAAAUUAUGCUUAUGCAAACACAGGUGCUCUGAUGCCCUGGAAGUCAAGCAAUGUGCAUUCAGUUUCAUGGAACAAGUAUAUUUGCCCUUCCAUGAGUACAACAUCUCAUUGGAAAUCAACAACACAAAACUUAAAUUCGGGGGAAAACUAUGCUUACCCGUGCAGAGCUGCAAGUCCCAAGACACCUUGGACGACGUCAAAUGAUGAACAAGAAAUGUUAUGGGACAACUAUCCUUACCCAUCAAUAAGUGCAAGUCCCAGGACACCUUGGACAUCGUCAAAUGAUGAACAAGAAAUGUCAUGGGACAACUAUCCUUAUCCAUCAAUAAGUGCAAGUCCCAAGACACCUUGGACAUCAAACGAUGAACAAGAAAUGUUAUGGGACAACUAUCCUUACCCAUCGAUAAGUACUAGUCCUACGACACCUUGGACGUCGUCAAAUGAUGAACACGAAAUGGCAUGGGACAACUAUUCUCACUCAUCGAUGGGGACAACAUCACCUGGACCCUCAGGAGAACAAUACAGAAAGUCACAGAAAACAUAUGCUUGCCAAACUACAGGAGCUCUAAUACCUUGGAAAUCAAACAGUGUACACGGAAUUGCAUGGGACAAGUUUUGUCACCCAUCCAUAGGUUCAACAUCACACUGGAAAUCGGGGACACAAAACGUAAAUUCAGGGGGAAAUUAUGCUUGCUCAUGCAUAGGUCCUUGGACAUCUUCGAAGUCAACAAAUGUUCAUGGAAUUUCAUGGGACCAGUAUUCUUAUCCAUCCAUAGGGUCAACAUCACCUGGGCCCUCAACAGAUUAUUUCAGAAAAUCCAAGAAAAAAUAUACUUACCAAACUACAGGUCCUUUAAUGCCUUGGAAGUCAAAGAACGUUCAGGAAAUUUCAUGGGACCAGUAUCGUUACCCAUCCAUCGCUUCUACAUCAUAUUGGAAAUCAGAAACACAAAACGUAAAUUCUGCGGAAAAGUAUACUUACUCAUGCAGAGAUCCUUGUAUGCCUGGAACAUCACAGGAUGUAGGUGGAAUUUCAUGGAACAACUGUAAUUACCCAUCUUAUCCAUCGAUAGAGCCAACAUCACCUGGGUCCUCAGGAGAAUACUUCAGAAAAUCGAAGAAAAAAUAUCCUUACCAAAGUGCAGGUGCAGGUCCUUUGACUCCUUGGAAAUCAAAAAAUGUACAUGGAAUUUCAUGGGACCAGUAUUCUUAUCCAUCUACGGGAACAACAUCGCAUUGGAAUUCAGGGAUACAAAAUGUAAAUUCAGGAGGAAAUGAUGCUCAUUCACCUAUUGGUCCUUGCACAUCUUGGACAUCAAGAGAUGGACAUGGAAAAUCGAAGAAAAAAUCCACUUACCCAACAACAGGUCCUUUGAUGCCUUGGAAAUCAAAGAAUAUGCAUGAAAUUUCAUGGGACAAGUAUCGUUACCCAUCCAUAGGUACAACGUCACACUGGAAUUCAGAGAUACAAAACCUAAAUUUAGGGAUACAAAACCUGAGUUCAGGGAUACAAAACCUAAAUUCAGGGAUACAAAACCUAAAUUCAGGAGGAAAUUAUGCUUACUCGCACAUAGAUCCUUGGAAGCCUACAACAUCAAGGGACGUGCCUACAACAUCAAGGGACGUGCCUACAACAUCAAGGGACGUGCCUACAACAUCAAGGGACGUGCCUACAACAUCAAGGGACGUACAUGCAAUUUCAUGGGACAACAAUACUUACCCAUCAAUAGGACAAACAUCACCUGGGUCCUCAGGAGAAUGUUACAGAAAAUCAAAGAAAAAAUCCACUAACCCAACAACAGGUCCUUUGAUGCCUUGGAAAUCAAGGAAUAGAAAUUCAUGGGACCAGUACCCUUACCCAUCUGUGGGUGCAAUGUCACACUGGAGAUCAGGGAAACAAAAUGCAAAUUCAAGGAAAAAUUACUCUUGCUCACGCGUAGAUCCUUGGACACCUAGCACAUCAAGGAAUGUACAUGGAAUGUCAUGGGACAACUAUACUUACCCAUCAAAUCAAACAUCACCUGGACCCUCAGGAGAACAAUAUAGAAAGUCAAAGAAAAAAUAUCCUUACUCAAACACAGGUCCUUGGAUGCCGUGGACAUCACGGGAUGUACAUGGAAUUUCCUGGAACCAGUAUCCUUAUCCAUCGAUAAGUACAACUUCACAUUGGAAAUCAACAACACAAAACGUAAAUUCAGGCGAAAACUAUGCUUACUCAUGCAAGGGUCCUUGGACCCCUUGGACAUCACAAGAUGCACACGGAAUGUCAUGGAACAACUAUUCUUAUCCAUCAAUAGGACCAACACCACCUGGACAAAUAAUGGACCAUCACAGAAAAUCAAAGAAAAGAUAUCCUUACGGAAACACAGGUCAUUGGACACGUGGAAGGUCACAGAAUAUACAUGGAAUUUCAUGGAACCAAUAUUCUCACCAAUCCUUAGGUCCAACAUCACCUGGGUCCUCUGGAGAGCAAUACAGAAAAUCAAAGAAAAAAUAUGUUCACCCAACCACCGGACAUUGGACCCCUUGGACAUCACAGGAUCCACAUGGAAUGUCGUGGGAAAACUAUACUCACCCAUCAAUAAGUCCUUUGACACCUGGGACAUCAGGAAAUGUACACGGAAUUUCAUGGUACAAGUAUACUGACUCAUCCAUGGGUUCUUGGAUGCCUUGGACAUCACAGGAUGUACAUUCAAUGUCAUGGGACAACUACACCUAUCCAUCUACAGAUCCUUGUACGGCUGGGACGUCAGGGAAUGUACAUGGAAUUUCAUGGGGAAAGUAUACUUAUCCAUCAAUGAACCCGACGACAUCUUUUCCAUCUUGGAAGCAAAACAGAAAUACAAAUGUGUAUGCUUCCCCAACAACAGAUCCUGUGACAUCUUCUACUUCAGGGAAUGAACAUGGAAUUUCAUGGGACCAGUAUUCUUACCCAUCCGUAGUCCAGGGCCUUGCACCUCUUGGACAUCAAGGCAACAGCACAGAUUUUAAGUCUCUCAUGCACUUACAGAACCAUUUGUAAGUAAGGAGGUGUAUUAUGUUUUGAUGGCUUAAUGCCUUAUUAAACUAUUCCAGGAUGGAACACAACAAAGAAGGAGUGCAGAAAGAUUACAUUGUAUUGGCGAGUGGCAUAGGAAGGAAGAGGUGGAAUUUCUGAGUAGAAACUGUGUGGGAGAGUGACCUUUACCCAAAUUUCUCUCACAUUAAAAAAAAAAACCAAAAAGCAAAAA